UGAGCAGAGUGCGUGUGCCCUGAGAAGUGAGUGCGGGUCGAGUAGCUGAAACGGGGGGACCGGGCUUCUAGUGCCUGUCUGUCUGCGUCACACGAAAAUGCACUCGGAUGCUGUCAAUUUUCAACUGAACUCUCAUCUAUCAACACUGGCAAAUAUUCACAAGAUAUACCACACACUCAACCGGCUGAAUUUGACAGAAGACGUGGGUCAAGACGAUCACCAGACAGGAAGUCUGCGUUCCUGCAGCACCUCAGACUGCUUUACUAAAACUAUGCCCCCACGAAAAAAGAGGAGACCUGCUGCUGGCGAUGACCUCUUGGCUAAGAAAAGUAGACAUGAAGGAAUGUAUAAGAAAUACGACUCUUCCAGAAUAAGAGCAGAGGACGAAGCUUUUUCAAGCAAGAGGUGCCUGGAGUGGUUUUAUGAAUACGCAGGAACUGACGACAUAGUAGGUCCAGAUGGCAUGGAGAAAUUUUGUGAAGAUAUUGGUGUAGAGCCUGAAAAUGUAGUAAUGCUUGUUCUAGCUUGGAAACUGGACGCACAGAAUAUGGGCUACUUUACAUUACAAGAAUGGUUAAAAGGAAUGACUUCCCUACAAUGUGACGCCACUGAGAAACUUAGGAAUACUUUGGAUUACUUGAGAUCUUUAUUAAAUGAGCCAGCCAAUUUUAAACUUAUUUAUAGAUAUGCUUUUGAUUUUGCACGGGAGAAAGAUCAGCGAAGCCUAGAUAUGAAUACGGCAAAAUGUAUGUUAGGACUUUUAUUAGGAAAAACGUGGCCUCUGUUUCCAGUGUUCAAUCAGUUUCUAGAGCAAUCAAAAUACAAAGUAAUUAACAAGGACCAAUGGUGCAAUGUUCUAGAGUUCAGCCGCACAAUUAACCUCGACCUCAGCAAUUAUGACGAGGAUGGGGCUUGGCCAGUAUUGUUGGAUGAGUUUGUGGAGUGGUAUAAAGAAAAGCAGACGGCAUAACAGAUCCACUAUGCAUUGCAGCAGAAGAGUCAUUGUCAACACACUUGCGUCAACCAUUAGCCAUAAAUUGCUGUUUGUAUGAAAUGCAUGUUGCUUAUUUGCACAGUAUAUCCCUCCUGCCGGGUCCCCCCCCCCCGUUGUGUUAGCUGUUCAACAGGCCUGGCUUUAUGUGUAGCACUGUUCUCUUUACAGGCUGCUUUGCAUUUCGUAUUUACACUACAGAUUGGUGAAAUAUGCCAACGUCCUCACUGUGAUUCUGUGUAUAUUGCUGUUAAUUUCUUUUCUUCUUUUUUUUGUAUAUGCCUGUACAUAAAUGCUUAUCUUAAACAUUUUUGGUUGCUCACAUGCGUUCUCCCAUCUUGGUUACAGUUUUAGUUCCUUUAGUUUCCUUUAAUGAACAAAAUUGUUAAAACAAAUGGUAGUUUAGUUGUAAGGGAUACCUGCUCAGCCUUUUCAGUUAGAAACCACUUCCACCAAUAAUUCACGGUAUGUAGAAGUCCUUGAAUUUUUUUUUCCAUGUUGUUUUAAGCAAAUAUACCUAUACGUGUUUUAAACCUAUAGAACUGUAAAGAAGUGGCUGAACGGAAUAAGCAGGCUGGAUGUUGCACAGCUACAUGAGGCAGGGAAUGUCCCGCUGCUUAAUUGGCCACAUUUUGUGAGAAAGCGGUGUGACGGCGCCUGUAGGGCAAGUCCACAUGGAGCUUUUGCUGGGCGGCUGAUACACAACUACAUUGUGGCCUAAAACGGUCUGACGGGCAUUUUUGCAACUAAAACUGUUAACCACAAAAUUGUGCGGCCAUUAAAAAGUGUACAAUUUGCAGUAAAACUGCAGUUGUUGUGUACAUUGCAGCUGCUAUGUGUGGUCUUAUUCUUGUAGACGCCAUAUUGUCGCUGAGCUCUGACAGUAUGUCUCAUAAGGAGGGUCACUUUUUGAGUCUUACUUUUGAAACCCCUGGGGAGCAAAAUUAUUGCUAAGAAAAGAUGCAGUUGGCCAUACAUGUCCACUGCAGAAGGAAUGUAGUGGUGCGUGCUGGCCGUUCACGUGGUUGACUAUAUAAUACUAUAAACAGGCUGGGUUCGCCUAAUUUGCUCUGGCUCGUAGGAAAAUGACCCCCCCUCCAUGAUGUCCAUAUGCCUUUGUUUCCAUUUUGUAAGACUAGAUGAUUUAAAGAAUCUUUUACAGCUUGACAGGUGGGAAUAAAUUAAAGAUUUAUA
Molecule: messenger RNA, 2185 nt
Organism: Bufo bufo (common toad)
Lineage: Eukaryota; Metazoa; Chordata; Amphibia; Anura; Bufonidae
Gene: DCUN1D4
Product: defective in cullin neddylation 1 domain containing 4
Exons: 11
Coding region: 98-970 (290 amino acids)
Biological process (GO): protein neddylation; positive regulation of ubiquitin-protein transferase activity
Cellular component (GO): ubiquitin ligase complex
Molecular function (GO): ubiquitin-like protein binding; cullin family protein binding; ubiquitin conjugating enzyme binding
Source: RefSeq, a predicted model, not a curated record